AUGGAAAAUUUUUUUUUUCGGUACAUGAGCACUGUCGAGAUAGGCAAAGGCGAUUGGAUUUAUAGCAAGGGAUAUGUUGCAAAGGAAAGCAGUAUAUACGAUGAAUCCGGGACAAAAAGAUUCGAGAUUCCGUUUGUCCCAAAGCACUUUCAUGUCUUAACAUUCGAGUAUUUUUUAAUCGACGAGCUGGACACAAUACAUCUGGUUAAUAGGAGCACACUUGAGAUGGUAGAGGUCGGAAAGGUGAGUGAUGGAGUGGUUUUGGCCAGCAUAUCUGCGGACGAAAAAUGGUGCGUUGUUAUUUCCACCAGAGAAAUUCUUCUUUUCGACACAUACAUUGAUCUCAAGAAAUCAGCCAAGGUUGAAUUUGGCAGGGCCAUUCGGGUUGAAUGGGCCGACUAUGGGCUUUUUGCAGUACUAACCAACAAGAAAAUCCUCUUUUAUGACACAGAGCUUAAUCUAGUUGGGAGAAGUGAGGAGAGAGAAUAUACAAGUCUUUCCUGGAGAAGUAAGUACAACACAUUUGGAUGCUCAACAAGCGAAAGUGUCAGGUUUAUUGAGCCCAAUGGGCUUGAACAUGGAGAUCCGUUGAACGUGGGAUGCAGCGAACUGGCUUUUCUAGAAAACGAGGACUUACUAAUUACUGUCCAGCACAAUGCCGAGGGCUCCCUGCUUAAAGUGUUCUACACAAAGAAUUUUCGUUGGUAUCUGAAAGUUUCAAGGCAAAUACCUGGAAAGUUCCUAUGCACCGAAAAGAACACAGUCCUGUUCAGAGAUGGGGAAAGGAUAUUAAGAGUUUUUUUGUCUGAAGAGAAGACCCAUCAUGGCUCAGAGUACUAUGUUAUUGAUGGGAGCUACAUGCUUUACACAGACUUCUCAGAGAAGAUUCUUCCUCCCCCGCUCUUCUCCGUAAGAGUUGGGUUUGAUACCAAUAUUGUUGAUGUCUUCCCGGCAGAAAAGAAGGGAGCAAUUCUUCUGAGGGACAGAGCAAUUAUGUUCCGAUGGGAUGGAGAAGACUUUAUUAACGAAAGGACAUUCCUUUUGGAGGACGAAUUUGAUUCGAUUGUCUUAUUCGAUGGUUUUCUGGUUUUAAAGAGCGGGCAUGAGUUUCUUGUAAAAGAAGUGAAUGGAGAGGAGGAUACCUAUAUCACUAGAAAUGGAGAUGUGGAUGAAAGAAAGAAGAGAGGUACUGUAGGGACAAGAAGAACUAGCACCGUUGUCCAUCAACUGUGCCAAACGCUGAAAAGAUACGGAUGUGUCGGUGUUGUAAAACACUAUAACUUCGAAGAAAAGCUAUACUUGUUAUUAGGCAACGGGGUCAUUGUCUAUAGUGGCGAUCCAGUGCAUUCUGGGAUUGACAUAGCCCAGAGACUCGAGGUAUGUGUGAAAAAGAGCAUUUUUGUUCAUAACGGAACCAAGCUUUUCGUGGAUGGGGAUACCACAGAGAAUAUAAAUUCGUUCCUCGUUGGGGAGCAUGGGAUGAUUACCAUUUCGGAAGGGACGUGCAGGUUUUUCUUUGAGUCUAAACAAAGCGUUUGCCAGGUUGAUCACAAGCUGGAGCUUUUGUGCAUGGUAGACUUCAGGGUUAUUGGAGUAACGAGGCACGGCACACUCGAAACAUAUACCCCCAAGAUCUAUACAUUAGCAUUUGUAAAGAAGCUUCUGGCUGACAAGAAAUACAAAGACGCUAUAGACGGUUGCCAGAGAUACAUUGUCCCGUUCGGAGUCUUUUUGGACCACGAUAUCGAACUUGAGAAAUUUGUGACUGAAUGCAGGGAUGCACACCUUGUAUCAUUUUUCAGUGAGGCUCUCCAAAGACUUGGGGAUUUUGACUUUAUUCUUGAGAGUGAAAGGGCUAGAAGAUUUAGGAAAGUCUUCGAUCUCACUGCAGUCCUCGAACCCAAAGACACUAGAGAGCAUUUUGAAGAGUUGAUAGGCAAUGACGAAUCAAUAGACACAAAUUCCCUUGCACAUCUGAUUGGAUGGGGAAAUGGGAAGGGUCUCUUCAUGCGCCGGAAGCCUUACAGCAGGUGUUUAAAAAGCCUGCCAGAAGACGUAAAGAACCUGUGCGGGAGAAGGGCAAGGGACUUUUUCAACGAGUUUCUUUUAUCGCUGGACUUAAAAAGCAACUUCAAGUUUAUUAUUUCCUUAUUGGUGAAAGUAAAGAGAAUAGAUUUGGCGCUUCAGGUGGCAAGGCAUGACCUAAAAGCAGGAGUCGAACAUAUGCUGUCAAUAACCAAUACAAGCAGCAUUAUGAAUUCAGCUUUGGGAACAUGCAACGAAGAUCUGAUACGCGAGGUGAUGAAGAUCUGCCGGAAAGACUCGUCGGAUUUUCUUUCUUUGGUACGCAGGUACCGGGGAAGUCUGCAGAAAUUCAAGAUAAACGACUUUCUUGGGAAUAGAGUCGAUGCGCUUUAUCACAUAAGCAGGACAAAGAUGACCGAUGUAGAAAAAAAAUACAUCGAAAAGCAUGGACUUAUCGAUGAGGCGCUGAUGUAUGAAGCCUGUGGCUUGAGCACCAGGGAAAAGGGGUACUACUUUAACUUAUGUGCAGAGCUCCUUCCUUCUGACAAGGCGUUGGUUCUUUUCAGAAAAGCAGGAAACACAGAGAAGGCAUUGGAAACAGCCGUGGAGAAUCUAUACUGGAGGGAAGCCAUGGACCUCCAUGGCUCGGAGGGUCGUGAGGAAUUUUGUGAGCUUAUGGUGAGCAGGCUUGUCGAGUCUGAAAAGCAUUAUGAGGCAGGCCAAUUACUUGAGGAGUUUUUGGGAAAACCAGAAAGAGCUUUUGCCGAGUAUGUAAAAGCCAAAAGCAUGGGAGAUGCCCUUAGGGUAUGCUCAGAUGCAGAGUGCCUCAUGCAGGAGGCCCGCGAGAUUUUGAGAGAAAAACUCCUGACUCUCAAUGAUGUAAAGGAAUCGUUUGUGAAAUACAGGAACAGGUUGGAGGCUCUCGAGGAAAGAGAAGACGAGUGUAUGAGCGAGACAUCGUUCAGCUACACAGAAAACAUGGGAGGGGGUAGAAGCACGAGGAUUAAGAAUAGGCCAGGGGGCAGAUACGAAAGGGAGUUUGUGCUUAGUAGGAUCCGAGAUAUUGCGCUAAGUUUAGUGGGGUGGAGAAACGAGACAGAAGAUUUAGUGAGGAUAUUUAAGGAGUUUGGAAUGGAAGAGUGCACUAGAGCACAUAAUACUUCGUUUGAUGAGGUAGGAAGGGCUAUUAAGACCGAGAUUGACAGUAUAUUCGAGGUUGAGAGAAGGCUUCUCUAUGACCCAAACAGGCCGGUUGUAGAAAAGCCGGACUUGAGCAAAUGGCUUUGA
This is a messenger RNA of Encephalitozoon cuniculi GB-M1, 3312 nucleotides long. RefSeq lists its product as uncharacterized. NCBI's taxonomy places the organism in Eukaryota, Fungi, Microsporidia, Unikaryonidae. Gene Ontology annotation, cellular component: cytosol; elongator holoenzyme complex. Gene Ontology annotation, biological process: tRNA wobble base 5-methoxycarbonylmethyl-2-thiouridinylation. Bases 1 to 3312 code for a protein of 1103 amino acids. Gene Ontology annotation, molecular function: tRNA binding. The transcript has a single exon. The record is from RefSeq and is marked provisional.